GCCGCCUGAAAGCUGCUCGUUAACCGCCUUUCAAAGCCUUUCACGCGCAGCUCAAAGCGUGCCUGACAAAGGAUUAGCAACCGUGCCGGAAUUUCGCCCUUCAGCCCGUUUUCAUCGGGGCCAGGCGCACAGACCCCGCCUUCCUUUAAUUUGUCAACAAAGGGGUUUGACAAGCUCGGAGAAGCCCUGCCCUCAUGUUCCCUUAAAAGGAUGAAUUGGCCAAACACGGCCAGCAAUCAAGCCGUGGCUCGCGCUUUCCGUUCCCCAUCCCGUUCGUAUGGUGCGUUGACUUCCUCCGUCGCCGUUAAAGCGGAGCUAUCAUGGCGGAGCCCGUACAGCAGCCCCCGGCCAAGCGGUUCUGCUGUAGACCGGGCUUCGGCGCGACAUGUAGACAAGCCCAGCGGGCCGCGGGGGUGCCGUACGGCGGCUCGGCUCUCACCCAGGGCGGAUCGAGUCGAACCCACAGCCCGGAGUCGCUCCUGGACAUCGCGGCGAGGAAAGUCGCGGAGAAGUGGCCGUUUCAGCGGGUAGAGGAGCGUUUCGAGCGGAUCCCGGAGCCCGUCCAGAGACGGAUCGUGUAUUGGUCUUUCCCGAGGAGCGAACGGGAAAUAUGCAUGUACUCGUCGUUCAACACCGGCGGGGAGGAGAUCGGAAGUAGCGGGGAGAGCAGCGAUGAGACGCGGCUGCCGUUCCGACGGGGCAUCGCUCUGCUGGAGAGCGGCUGCGUGGACAACGUCCUGCAAGUCGGUUUCCACCUCAGCGGAACUGUACGGGAACCGGCCACAUCUUCAGAACCGGAGCUGGUCUGCAACGUGUCCGUCAGCUUCGACCGCUGCAAGAUCACGUCGGUGACCUGCAGCUGCGGCAACAAGGACAUCUUCUACUGCUCCCACGUGGUGGCGCUCUCCCUGUACCGGGUACGGAAGCCCGAGCAGGUCAAACUGCGCCUGCCCAUCUCAGAGACUCUUUUCCAGAUGAACAGAGACCAGCUGCAGAAGUUCGUGCAGUACCUGAUCACCGUGCAUCACACUGAGGUGCUGCCCACGGCCCAGAAGCUGGCGGAUGAAAUCCUGCUGCAGAACUCGGAGAUCAACCAGGUCCACGGAGCUCCAGAUCCGACGGCAGGGGCGAGUGUGGACGACGAGAACUGCUGGCAUCUGGACGAGGAGCAAGUCCAGGAACAAGUCAAGCUCUUUCUCUCCCAGGGCGGGUACCAUGGCUCGGGAAAGCAGCUUAACUUACUGUUCAGCAAGGUGAGAGAGAUGCUGAAGAUGAGGGACUCCAACGGUGCUCGCAUGCUAACGCUAAUCACAGAGCAGUUCAUGGGUGACCCCAGACUGGCACUGUGGAGGCAACAGGGGACCACCAUGACGGACAAGUACCGGCAGCUGUGGGACGAGCUAGGCGCCCUGUGGAUGUGCAUCGUGCUGAACCCCCACUGUAAACCCGAGCAGAAGGGAUUCUGGCUUCGACUGCUUCGCAGGUGGAACUGUGUGGACGUCUGUCCCUUGGAGGACGGUAACCAUGGCAGCGAGCUGACCAAUCUGACCAACGCUCUGCCCCAGGGCCCUCCCGGCAACCCAGACUCCCUGACUCGUCCUCACCGAACCGUCUUCACCCGAGCCAUUGAGGCCUGCGACCUGCACUGGCAGGACCCCCACCUGCAGCACAUCAUCACAGAGGACCACUGCGCCAACUACUGUUACCAUGACAACCUGGACAGCUCUCUCUUUGAUGCCCAAGGGUGGCCCCUGUGGCACGAGCACGUCCCUACGGCGUGCGCCCGCGUAGACGCCCUGCGAUCACAUGGCUACCCAAAGGAGGCUCUCAGGCUGGCCAUCGCCAUCGUCAACACGCUGCAGAGGCAGCAGCAGAAACAGCUGGAGCUCUUCCACACACAUAAAAAAGAGCUGCUCCACAGAGGAGUAACAUCCAUCACCAACCUGGAGGGUUGGGUGGGCCACCCUCUGGACCCCAUCGGUACUCUGUUCAGCACCCUCAUGGAGACGUGGAGGAGCGGCGAGGAUGGAGCCACGCUCGACCUCUCAGGCUCACAGGGCUCAGGCAGGAGGGUGGACGGUCCUGUUGCCAUGGCGCAGCGUUUUCUAGAGGAAGGCAAGUCAUUGGUGUCAUUGGCUGUGGAGACGGCUCUGAUUGGUCUAGGGCAGCAGAGGGUGAUGCCAGACGGCCUCUAUGCCCAGGAGAAGGUGUGUCGCAACGAAGAGCAGCUACUGGCCAAACUUCAGGAAGUCAACCUGGACGACACGCUGGUGAAGGUCUUCAAGAAGCAAGCCGCUUACCUGCUAGAGGCUGGUCCUUACAGUGGUCUCGGGGAAUACUCUACAGGGGAAAGCGUCCCCAUGCACAUUGCCAAGUAUCUCUUCACCUCCUUGCUACCUCAUGACGCCGAGCUGGCGUACAGAAUUGCACUGAGGGCCAUGAGGUUGCCGGUCCUGGAGUCCACGGUCCCCUCCGGAGUGCUGUCCCGGCCUCACCACAUAGUGUCGGUGGUCCCCAACCGCUACCCUCGCUGGUUCACCCUGAGCCACAUCGAGAGCCAACAGUGUGAACUGGCCUCCACCAUGCUCACUGCUGCUAAAGGUACACGCAGGAAGCUCCAAACAGUGUUAGAGUCCAUCCAGAAUGAACAUCCAAUCGUCUCCCACAUCUUCAAACUGGCUCAGGAUGCCUUCAAAAUCGCACACGCUCAUGGUAGCCUGCCGGACAUCACGCUGCUCAAAGUUUCCCUGGAGCUGGGUCUGCAGGUGAUGAGGAUGACGCUGUCCACGCUGAACUGAGGAGGAGGGGAGAUGGUGCGCUCUGUCACCUGCGCCACUGAAGUUGGCGUGUUUGCGUUGGACAGCAUCAUGCAGAACUGGUUCACCCUCUUCACCCCGACAGAGGCCACCAGCGUGGUGGCGAGCACCGUCAUGUCCAACAGCACCAUCGUGCGCCUGCAUCUGGACUGCCAUCAGCAGGACAACCUGGCCAACUCUGCCCGCACCCUGGCCCUGCAGUGUGCCAUGAAGGACCCCCAGAACUGCGCCCUGUCGGCUCUGACGCUCUGCGAGAAGGACCACAUCGCCUUCGAGACGGCCUAUCAGAUCGUCCUGGACGCCGCCCUCCACCGGAUGAACUACACACAGCUGUUUACAAUAGCGCGCUACAUGGAGCACCGCGGUUAUCCCAUGAGGGCGUACAAACUAGCCACAUUAGCCAUGACGCACCUGAACCUCAGCUACAACCAGGACACGCACCCCGCCAUCAACGACGUGCUGUGGGCGUGCGCCCUCAGCCACUCAAUGGGGAAGAACGAGCUGGCGGCCGUCAUCCCCCUGGUGGUGAAGAGUGUGAAGUGCGCCACCGUCCUGUCGGACAUUCUGCGACGGUGCACGCUAACGACGCCAGGCAUGGUGGCGCUGCACAGUCGAAGGAACUCUGGGAAGCUGAUGUCUCUGGACAAAGCUCCACUCAGGCAGCUACUGGAUGCCACGAUCGGGGCCUACAUCAACACGACGCACUCGCGGCUGCGCACCAUCAGCCCGCGCCACUACAGCGAGUUUAUCGAGUUCCUCAGCAAAGCCAGAGAGACGUUUCUGAUGGCGCACGACGGACUCGUUCAGUUCACGCAGUUCAUAGACAACCUGAAACAGAUCUACAAGGGCAAGAAGAAGCUCAUGAUGCUCGUUCGAGAGCGGUUCGGCUGAAACUGGACCCAACCACCAAAUGAACCCUUUACUUUUUUUAUCCUCUCUGAAGUGAAACAACAUUCACAUGAAUCUUUUUCCUGUGAUUCAGGACCUAUGGGUCCAGCGUGAAGAACAGUUUCCUGGAGGCAAAGAAUCGAGAAGCAUUCUGGCCCAACGUGAUUGGAAAUUAAAUGUGUUGUAGAGUCAAUUUUCUCGUAAGAAGUGUCGAGUUUGAGCCUGGACAUGACAUCAGGGACCAGAUGCAUCAAACUGUGUGCAGAAGUUUGUUUUUAAGGCCGUUUUAUGCUCCCUUUACGUAUGUAAACAGAGUGUCGCUGCUCUCGUAUUUUCAUGGUUGUUCAGCAAAACAUCCACCAGAGGGCAGUGCAGAGUUCAGAGCAUGGAUGUCAAACUCCAGUCCUUGAGGGAUGAGGGAAGCAUCAAAAAGCUGCAGCGCAGCUUGGUUUGACAUCCCUGAUGUGGGGCAUAAACCGGCCUUUAGAAAACUGAAUUGCUGGUAUUCAAUCAUGAGACGUUUGCUGGCUGACGUACUUCCAUUAAAUCAAGUGGUGGUCAAACCAAAACAGCUAAUGUUGCGAUGGGUUAGCAGUUAGCAAGGGCUGCUGUCCUGCAGGUUUUGGAUCACAUUAAUAUGUCAACAUGUUUGGGCAGAACAACAGAGUCAUUUGAGUAGAAUCCGGUGUGUUGGUGCAGGGAAACGUCUAAAACCUGCAGGACUGUGGCCCUCGAGGGCGGAGCUGGACCCCUGGAUCAAAGCUUUAAAGGAGAAAUACCCAUCAGUUCAGUUCCAAAUAUCUGGAAGUGUCUGCUGCUUCAGACUAGCUUCUAUACAAAGAACAGUAAAACGCAAACAUUUUGUUAGUUUUGUACCCUCGUUUCCACGGUAACAGAGUUUUGGAUGGAUAAAAACACAGAUUUGAGAACCGAGUGAAAUUUUAUCCAAACAAAAGCAAAUAAACGUGAACUGAGAUCUUCUGGUGACGAUGACCUUCGUCACAUCAUCAUGGUCUUGCCAUUCAGACCCUGUUUACGCCCGCAAGCAGCACGACAACAAUGGCCGACCUCCGUCUUCUGUUUAUGCUGCAGAAUCUUGUUUAGUUAUUUGGUUUCUGAAAGAAGAACCUGCUUCUCCAGCAACAUUGAUGCCGUCGGCAAAGAUGCAGAGAUUACAUGCAGCAGAUAACCAGAGCGCCUCUGUACAGAUGGCUGCUACGUCUUCAGGCCUGAGGAUGUUGUUGAGCUUCACCGCCCUCUACAGGCCUGGCAUGCACACUGCAUCAUCCCCGGUCCUGUUUGUGUUUCUGUCUGCACAGAGGAUGUCUUUAUGCUGCUGUUGUGUAAAUGCAGUUUUUUUAGUCUGCAAAGGGAAAAAUUUUAGGUUUUACUUGGAAAUUGUUGCCUUUAACUAUUUUAUAGCUUCAUUGUUGCUACGUGUGUUUGGUGUAACAAACCACAACCAUUUGAAAAAAUAAUUUCACAAAUAAAAUAUGUUUACUUGUGAAAAUAUUUUACCUAAAACUUGAAUUAUUUUAAAAUAAAACUAAUUAAAUGAUAAGAAUACAAAUAAUUCAAUUUAAAACAAUUUAAAUUGUUUUAUUUUAAACUAAAGUCAAAUAUUUGAACAAUAUAAAAUGUUGUGUUGCGGGGCCAUUUCUGCCACAUCUCUGCUAAAUUCUUCGUCUUUUUUAAACCCUAUGUGAUGAUUUGUGGCUUCAGUGAACCCUCUGUUCAUGCAUCUGAUCCCUGAUUUGGGCAUGUAAAAAUCCAGGAAGGCCGAAGAAGAAGAAAACUGUUCCUGGGUGUUUGUGUGCUUCCUUUCACGUGUUUAAAAGCGAGAGUUUUACACUGAGUGUGUUCUGUAUUGUCCAGUGGCAAAAUGUCGUCCUUCCUUCAGCUCACAGUCUCAAAGUUCAGAAAAAAGGCUUUAAACCCAACAGAGCAGCUCCAGCUGACGUACCUCUUCCUUUGUAAGGACCCAGCUUUACUCUCCCCCUGCUGAAGAAAACCUCCGGAUCCAAGAUGAGAAUUUGUUCCACUGCCAUCUUCAGACUUCUCAGUUUAGUCUCACAUUCAUCAUGUCAACCUGAAGACAAACUCAUAGAAACGGUCAACAUACCUUCUCAGGGAUUUCUCUAAAAAGCCGACACAGAAAACGAGAACAAGAAGCAUUUUAUUGUCCUGUAAAUAUGAAAGUACGUCUGAUUAUUGAAAAAAUGUAUAUGUUAACUAAUUUAUGACAGAAUAUUCUACGUAAGGCACAAUACUUGAAGCUGCAGUACUUUUGGUUUUUGAAAGAAAAAAUAAAAAACAUAUCACGUGACUUUGAAACGUUCGCCAUCAGUGCAGGAAGCAGACAAGCGGCCGGCGGGCGGACAGGAAGUACGUUUCCGCCUGAAAACCAGGCUGCUGCAGCUCGGUUGACAUCACGCCUCCUCUUCCUCACGUCUCUACUUUAACUUUAUGUGUCCAGACUUCCUCACAGGAACGGCCUUCUUUCUUGCCUUGUCUUAAUGCUUUAAAAUAACCAAACUGAUCCGUGUUCCAGCCUCCCAGUGUCUGUCUGUCACUGGGCCGACUGGUUUUCUGUGCUUUAAAAGCUCAUCUCAUCUGUUUUUUGGUGUUGUCUGUUAGUAGCACCUUUGUUUAGGAACAAAUGAUGCUCCCUUUAUUUAUUAUGUAAGGUAAAUGAUUGUAUAACCAUGUCGACAUGAAGGUGAGACUAAGGUUUGAUACACUGAUUUAUUUAUGUAACUGAAUUACUGUUUUAUAAACUUGUUAAUGAAUCAACACUUUGUUUUGAUUAAAUUAGUUUUUUUG
Molecule: messenger RNA, 6527 nt
Organism: Melanotaenia boesemani (Boeseman's rainbowfish)
Lineage: Eukaryota; Metazoa; Chordata; Actinopteri; Atheriniformes; Melanotaeniidae
Product: zinc finger SWIM domain-containing protein 6-like
Cellular component (GO): Cul2-RING ubiquitin ligase complex
Molecular function (GO): zinc ion binding
Source: RefSeq, a predicted model, not a curated record